This is a messenger RNA of Oryza sativa Japonica Group (Japanese rice), 1607 nucleotides long. NCBI's taxonomy places the organism in Eukaryota, Viridiplantae, Streptophyta, Magnoliopsida, Poales, Poaceae. The record is from RefSeq and is a predicted model, not a curated record.
AAUGAAAAAGGAAAAGUCGCAACAAUUAGCUGGUUUUGAUUACUUCCAACUUCCAAGAAGGCAAUAACCAAAAUUUUUCUCCCAUGGCCCUGCUAGUUAGCUGCCACGCAAAGUAGAAAACACAACCCUAUACACAAAAACAUAGUAAACAGAGCAUGUAACUCUUGUUUCCAUUGACACUCCCUAUUUGACACAAUCUAGAACUGCAUACUGACAAGAUGGUUUAUUUACCUUGCAUCAGGUUCCGGCACAUUCAGCACCAAGCAACAAGCCACAAGCGAACACACCAGCAUCGGAAUAGGAACGGUGGAAGCGAUGCGACGGCCUGAUCCGGCGACUGGCUUGCGCUUUGCGGCCGUCUCGCUGAUCCUGUGCACGGCCAACAUCUGUGCGGUGGCCAGACGGUCGUCGUACGCGCUCCUGCUCGACGACGAGGAGGACGGCGGCGGAGGCGGUGACGGCUCGGCGUCCUUCUCCUUCUUCCCGCAGACGCAGCCGCGCGGGCUGGUGUACGGGUUCUACGACGAGAGUUGCCCCGACGCCGAGGGGAUCGUGUCGUCCACCGUGCGGGAGCUCUACCUCGCCAACCCCAACGUCGCCGCCGCGCUCGUCCGCCUCUUCUUCCACGACUGCUUCAUCCACGGCUGCGACGCCUCGGUGCUCCUGGACCGCAUCAACGGCGACAAGUCGGAGAGGGAAGCGGCCCCGAACCAGUCGCUGAGAGGCUUCGGCGCCGUCGACAAGAUCAAGGCGAGGCUGGAGGCGGCGUGCCCGCGGACCGUCUCCUGCGCCGACAUCCUGGUCCUCGCCGCGCGGGACAGCCUCGUCCUAGCGGGCGGGCCGAGCUAUCCCGUGCUCACCGGACGCAGCGACAGCGCCAGGGCCUUCUACGACGAGGUGGGCGCGCGCAUCCCGUCGCCGAACGCCACCUACACCGUGACGCUCGAUGCGUUCGCCCGCCGCGGCUUCACCGAGCGCGAGACCGUCGCGCUCUUAGGAGCACAUAGCAUCGGGAAGGUGCAUUGCAGAUUCUUCAAGGACAGGAUCGACAACUUCGCCGGGACAGGCGAGCCUGACGACACCAUCGACGCCGACAUGGUCGAAGAGAUGCGCGCGGUGUGCGACGGCGACGGCGCCGCGCCGAUGGAGAUGGGGUACUACCGGCAGGGGAGGGAGGUGGGUUUCGGCGCGCACUACUACGCGAAGCUUCUCGGUGGACGGGGCAUCCUGCGGUCGGACCAGCAGCUCACGGCGGGGAGUACCGUGCGGUGGGUGCGCGUGUACGCGGCCGGGGAGCGCGGCGAGGAGGUGUUCCGCGAGGACUUCGCGCACGCAAUGGUUAAGCUUGCCGCGCUUGAGCCGCUCACCGGGUCGCCCGGCCACGUCCGGAUCCGCUGCUCCAAACCCGUGGAGUAGUUCAGACUUCAGAAGUUCAGAGCUUUGGCUGUAGGUACUACUCCAAGGUAGUACUGCUGGACUAGUGUUGACAUUCAACCUCGCUCUUGUUCAGAACAGCAGGACUACAGGACACCUGAUCAGUGAUCACUAAUAUUUUGUAUAGUACUCCAGUAUUUAUGCUGGCCUAGAAACACGACUUCCAAAAUACA